AUGAGAUACAUUUUGCCGCUCUUAGCCAGCGCCGUCCUUGCUCUGGCAGUGCCUCAGAGUCAUUCCAAGCGGGCAUCGUCCUUUGUUUGGUUUGGCACGAGUGAGUCUGGAGCGGAGUUCGGCAAUGGGAACAUUCCGGGUGUAUUGGGAACUGACUACAUCUGGCCGGACACAUCGGCCAUUCAAACGCUCCGCGAUGCGGGUAUGAAUAUUUUUCGAGUGCCGUUCUUGAUGGAGAGAUUGGUUCCCACUACAUUGACCUCAAGUCCGAAUGCGGUCUAUUUGCAAAGCCUGAAAAGUACCGUGGAGUACAUCACUUCUACCGGUGCCUACGCUAUUGUUGACCCACACAACUUUGGGCGAUACUAUGGCAACAUUAUCACCUCUACGAGUGAUUUUGCUGCGUUCUGGACGACAGUGGCAGCGGAGUUUGUCUCGAAUGACAAGGUUAUCUUUGAUACGAACAACGAAUUCAACACCGAGGAUCAAACACUAGUGCUGGAUCUCAAUCAAGCGGCCAUCAAUGCCAUUCGGGCUGCUGGGGCCACCUCACAGUACAUUUUUGUGGAAGGAAACUCGUGGAGUGGUGCCUGGACGUGGACAACAGUCAAUAGUAAUAUGGUCAACUUGACGGACCCCCAGAAAAAAAUUGUCUACGAGAUGCACCAGUAUCUCGACUCGGACGGCUCUGGUACAUCCGACACAUGUGUCAGCUCAACAAUUGGUCAGGAGCGUGUACAGUCGGCGACAGAAUGGCUGCAAAGCAAUGGAAAACUUGGCUUCCUGGGUGAGUUUGCCGGCGGUGCUAACUCAGUCUGUCAGAGCGCCGUGACCGGAAUGUUGAGCUACAUGCAAGACAACAGUGAUGUCUGGCUCGGAGCAUCAUGGUGGGCCGCGGGGCCAUGGUGGAGUACCUAUAUCUUCUCCAUUGAGCCGCCCUCCGGAACCGCCUAUACUUACUACCUUAAUCUCUUGUCUGCCUACUUUCCCUCUAACUCAGGCAGUUCUGGCGGCUCUACAACCACUUCCACUACCACAAGCUCUACAUCGACAGCUACCACUACAGUCAGAACCACAACCACGACCAAAACAACCACUAGUACAGGAUCCACUGCGACUGCAACGGCAUCCCAUUGGGCGCAGUGUGGCGGCGCUAGCUGGACGGGGGCUACAGUGUGUGCCAGCCCGUAUACUUGCCAGGUGCAAAAUGCGUACUAUUCGCAGUGUCUCUAA
Messenger RNA from Penicillium manginii, 1233 nucleotides. It is a transcript of the gene egl2, whose product is annotated as putative endoglucanase. Gene Ontology annotation, molecular function: cellulose binding; hydrolase activity, hydrolyzing O-glycosyl compounds. The record is from RefSeq and is a predicted model, not a curated record. Gene Ontology annotation, biological process: glucan catabolic process. Bases 1 to 1233 code for a protein of 410 amino acids. NCBI's taxonomy places the organism in Eukaryota, Fungi, Ascomycota, Eurotiomycetes, Eurotiales, Aspergillaceae. Gene Ontology annotation, cellular component: extracellular region. The transcript has 5 exons.